Molecule: messenger RNA, 2940 nt
Organism: Penicillium canariense
Lineage: Eukaryota; Fungi; Ascomycota; Eurotiomycetes; Eurotiales; Aspergillaceae
Exons: 1
Coding region: 1-2940 (979 amino acids)
Biological process (GO): IRE1-mediated unfolded protein response; protein phosphorylation; intrinsic apoptotic signaling pathway in response to endoplasmic reticulum stress
Cellular component (GO): IRE1-TRAF2-ASK1 complex
Molecular function (GO): ATP binding; RNA endonuclease activity; protein serine/threonine kinase activity
Source: RefSeq, a predicted model, not a curated record
AUGAAUCCCGAUCCAGCAUCGCGGGGCCCCUCUUCGCCUGGGAUCCGCAGCCCAGGCCAGGGAGCGGCCUUUUCUAGCCUCAGUCGUCUGUUCAGUCACUCAAGUGUUUUUGAGAGUCUGGGGCGCGGAAGUCGCCAUGGCGGACGAUUCAGCGUCAUUGAGGAAUUUGCCGCAUUUUCGGACCCUCUCAUCGUCCUCAGUAACUUGAUGGUCACCCUGAAAGAUAAUCACAUCCCUGGCCCCCGACUCAUACGCAUGCAAACAGAAUUCAAUGCUGAGCUGGGUUGUGGUGCGCAAUCCGAGGUCUUUGGUUUCGAUGAAUCCGUCCUUGAAGAGCGCAAUCUCACUCUCCAGGAUCUUCCAGACUCGAUGAGGAAGAAUAUCACCGAAGUUGCAGUCAAACGUUUUCGUGUCCACGGUGCCAGGCGACGAGAGCCUCGACCCAGCACGUCGAUCAGCUCCGAAGAGUUUGUGUUUCUCUGCAAGGCGGCGCAUCAGGAGAUCGAUGUCCUUUGCCAAAGCACCUUUCGCAAACACCCGAACAUCGUCCGUCUCAUCUCAUGGGGCCUUUGUCUGGAUACAAUGGAGGAGAAUGAUGAAGAAACUCCCCGAAUCCCCUUACUCAUUCUGGAGAAGUCACGAUGCUCGCUGACACAGUUGUUGGUCAAUCCGGCGACAUACAACACCCAUCUCAGCUUCCACGAUAUCUGUGAGCUCCUUUUGGACACGGGACGUGGAUUGGAGGCGAUCCACCAGGAGGGCAUUGCGCAUGGCGAUUUGAAGCCGGAUAACGUGUUGAUCUUCGACUCGGGCGGUCGCUGGUGUGCCAAACUAUGUGAUUUUGGGCUGUCCGCCUCGGAGAAUGCCGGGCAAACCUCGUCAAGUGUGGAAUAUCGAGGAACUCCUGGCUGGCGCCCGCCUGAAUACUAUCGCCAGGGCUUGAAGUCCCUCAGUUUCCAAGGUCAUCAACGAUGUGAUGUAUUCGUCUUUGGCCUAAUAGUUUGGAGCGCGUUUCAAUAUAGUGGACGCCACCCGCUUCCACGCGAGGGCGAACCAAGCUGGAAUAUUUCAAUGAUAGCUGCACAGCAGCUGGCAAAGCAGACUGCCAUUCCGGCUAGUGAAAAGAGCCGGAUUAUCCUCACGGUGCAGGGAGCCCUCGUGGAUGAUCCCGAGGCUCGUCAACGGCAUCCGUGGAAAUACCUGGACGGUAAAGCCUACAGGCAUGUUGGAAGGCGAGACAAGAUCUGGAGGGACUCGACCAUCAUAACCCGACCCUUUCGAUACGCGCUUCGCAGGAUGUUUGGUGGUAGAGUGGUAAUGCCAGAUGAAGGGCUUGAAGAGACCGAUGAAUUCUUGCUGCCAGCUGCUGAAGAAGAUGCCGCGCCACCGGGCCGCAUCUGGUGUCUCCCUUGCGUGAGCCCACGACGCGCUGCCCGCCCUUCCUCCUCAAGGCUACCACCAAUAGCGUUCCCUGUGCGGCACGCGCUGUACCUCAGCGAGUUUGAGGAGUUCUUCCGGCAACUGGAUGUGGAGAGACGUCCAUAUGCACUGACCAUAAUCCGUCAUGGCUAUCGACCCUGUAUCAACCUCAAGCACCUGCAGAAACUGUACGACGGACUGGUGGAGUCCAUCCGUUCAAACGACGAGACUCGAGUGUAUGCCUUGGCGCGGGUACGAAGUCGCAUCCCAGCAUGCUGCUGGAAGCGAGUGAAGGGCGGCCGCCCGGCACAUAUGAUUGAACGCUAUAUCAAAGAUACCCAUGACUUUUCCACUCUCGCGUGGAUGUGCCGUGGAGAAAUCGGAGCCGGCGAGCUUCAUUUGGAAACCCACAUGAAGGCUGUCUUUGGAUGUAUCCUGCAACGGCCCCGGAACUUCAGUUACUUUGCCAUCCGGCGUGAGCAGCAGCUAGGAGUGCAGGGACGCUCGAAACAUUUCAUGCUCUUGCUUGAACAUGGAGCCCGGAUCGAAGCUGCGGCCAACUCGGAGGGUGAAAGUGUCUUUCUGCAGUAUCUUCAUCUAUCUGAUGAAUUUUCCCGCAAUGGCUACGGAGAUCUGUCCAUCCGAGAUAUCUGUGUUAGCUUCAGGCGAAUUGCGCGCAAGCCAUGCAUUGCACCGAUCACGCGUUUCUAUAUAACGGGAGAGCUGCCCGAGCUGGAAGAGAAUACGAAAGGAUGCUCGAACACCGCCCUUCACGACAGUGUCGUCGCUGAGAAUUACGUGGCAGUGGAAGCCUUGGUUCGAUCCGGAUUCUUUGUGGACGCUCGGAAUAAAGAUAAUAGGACUGCUUUGUAUCUUGCUCUCAAGAGGCGCAAGGAACAACAGCGGUCCGCGGCGCAACGAAAGCAGAAGAAUAAGCACAAGGCCUCUCUGGUGGACUCUACAACCCUCUGGCGGAUUAUUGCUUUAUUGAAGCAAAAUACCACGCAGGCGCUCGACAUCGACAACGCCUCCUGGGCAAGUACGGAGAUACCACUGGGAUGGGAACGAAAGGCCAUCACAUCCCGCAGUAAUAACCCGGACGACUCGAGCAAGGAGAUCUUUUACGAUACUUUGUCCACGUCGCUCACAUUCACUAAGCCCAGAUUCUCUCUUUACGAGGACCGUCGUCUCGCACUCGGGGCUCGACGGUUUUCUGCCAGUGGACAGACCUACUACCUAGACCUAUUCCGAUUCAUCAGUCCAUCUUCGUCUAGUUCCGAUGCCGAUAUCCAAACCUCUCCCGACAUGGAGAUUUAUGAUGAUCGCUGGUUUGCCAACGAGCCACACACGCCCGCGGUUAGUCGACAAGGCCAGGAAGCAUCCGAGCAUACUCUGAGUUUAGAAGCCGUGAGAGCUCGUCGACAAAGGUUCUCUCCCAGCAGAGCCCUUUCGACUACACUCUUCAAGCUAUAUUUUGACGGGAUUCAAGGUAUAUCGAAACUUCGGUCCACAAGUGACUGA